CGGAUUUUAUGGUAGCGGAACCAUUGAAAAUUUCUCACUCCCACGUCUUAUCGCAGGCCGCAGCAUCACCCAUGACCUUCAUAUGAUGGAGGCUUUAAAUACACUUCUUACAAAUCGUUGAAGAUGUGCUUUCUAUCUCAUUGUUUCCACCAUGGCAAAGGACUUUACUGUCGCUAUCGUAGGAGGUGGAAUGUGUGGGCUCGCCUGCACAGUUGGACUGUCCAAGUCCGGUAUUCACGUUGAUGUAUUCGAAGCAGGUUCAAAAUUUGAAGAAGUGGGAGCGGGGGUUGGCCUAGGUCCUAACGCGUUACGAGCCCUCAAAGGGUUGGGUUUAUAUGAAGCUGUCUUAUCUCGUUCGGAUACUCCAAGCCCUACUUUCAGGCAGUUCCUAUUUCUAUCUGGAUUGGGUGAACACGAGGUUAUUUACGAUUAUCCCAGGACCGCCGAUGAUUUGGGACUUGGUAUAUACAGACCUGUAUUCUUCGAUGCUGUGGUUGGUCUUUUGGACCCUAGCACUGUUCACUUCAACAAGCGUUGUGUAUCACUUACCACGACGGAAACUACCAUAGCAAUCACUUUUGCUGACGGAACGACGCACGAGGCAGACCUGGUCAUCGGAGCUGACGGUAUCCGAAGUGUAGCAAGAAAUUUUGUCGUUGUAGAUGCCAUGCAGAAGCAUGUGACAUUUACCAAUACCGUAGCAUACAGAGGCCUUAUCCCACUUGAAGACUUAGAGGCGGCAGGACUACAGAUGCAGCUUUCCACACGCCCUAUUGCGCUUGUUGGAUUGAACAAACAUUUCGUUAUCUAUCCCAUUCAUGGUGAUAAAAGAAUUAACGUGGUAGUAUUCAUGUCCAAAAGAGAUAUCCCUCCCCAACCUCCGCUCCCAUCUCCAUGGGUAACGGCAGCCUCGGAUGGAGAGCUCCAGGACCAAUUCCAAGAAUGGGGUCGCGAUGCCCGCAUAAUCGUAGACCAUAUGAAAGCAUCUAGUAAAUGGUCUAUCCAUGCUUUGAACCCUCCCCUUGCAAGUUACUGUCGCGGUAGGGUGGUGUUAGUUGGCGACGCUGCACAUGGUAUGCCUCCCCAUCUUGGCGCUGGCGCCGGCCAGGGUUUUGAGGAUGUGUUCGUACUUUGUGAAUUACUCAAGAACGAUAAAGUCACGAAGUCGAAUCUUGAGGUGCCAGUAACAAGGGUCGUACAGGAUGCACUUCAAGCUUACACAGAGGUUAGAGCACCGCGUGCGAAUUGGGUGCUUGAGCGAACCAUUGAGGCGGGACAAAUCUACGAAUCAUACCAACCGGGCAGGGAAACGCAGGAGGUGACGAAGUUGUCCAAUCUGUGGGACCCAAUUUGGCACCACGAUCUCGGUGUGGAUGUCAAUAGAGCGGUAGAGAUGGUUUCAAAGCACGUCCGGGUUUCCUAA
Messenger RNA from Guyanagaster necrorhizus, 1423 nucleotides. RefSeq names its product FAD/NAD(P)-binding domain-containing protein. Gene Ontology annotation, molecular function: FAD binding. The transcript has 9 exons. The record is from RefSeq and is a predicted model, not a curated record. NCBI's taxonomy places the organism in Eukaryota, Fungi, Basidiomycota, Agaricomycetes, Agaricales, Physalacriaceae. Gene Ontology annotation, biological process: secondary metabolite biosynthetic process. The coding region runs from base 152 to 1423 and encodes 423 amino acids.